AUGAAAACCGAGAUAACACUCAAGUUUGCUGAGCGCAAACUGGGUCGCAACCUAUACUCGGACGAGGCACAGGCCCUUGCCUUUCACAUAUAUCAGCUCGAGCAAACAAAAAGCUAUUUCGCAGCCACUGGAGCAGCUGCAGGCGCAUACCGUGCAUAUGCCACAAUGGCCACGAAUCGGUACCCAUUCUACCAGCCCAAGGCAGAGUCGAUUGAUCCGACCAAGUUUGGGUUCAUAAGAGGGCCCAUGGCUCCAAUGAUGGGUUCCAUCAUUGGGCAGUUGAUCGCCCAGCCGCUUGCUGCAGUGAACACUUCAAAAGACCCCAAGCUCGAGCAGUUUGGCAACGAGCUGAAAGCAGCGACCGUUGCAGAGCAAUCGAAAACAGCAGUACAAGCACGUGAAAUUCAGGAAAGGAAGAGGGAGUUCGAGCGACAGACAAAGGACCGAAAUGGCAUGGGUCCGUCGCCGCAGGGCGCAUGGGGCAAGCAGCAGCCACCCGCACGUCCCAGUGAAGAUGACAUGAGCCCCACGGCUGGCAACGAGGUGUGGGGAACGCAGCCAUCUGCAUCUGGAUCAUGGGAUAGUUUCUCAUCACAAGCGGACCAAUCUACACCGCAACAAUCUCAAGGACCACCAUCCAGUGAAGCAUGGAACCGUCGCGCACCACCAACUAGAGCACCACCCGCAUCAUCUUCGCCCUUUGACGAUGACGCCUCUCCUACAGGCGGCAUGUUCCAGGAUGAGGUGAACAAUGGUUCGGCCCAGCAACAGUCUCGACCCGGUGAAUCAACCUGGGAUCGGCUCCGCCGCGGCGCUGCGCCAGCCCCAGGUCAAAGGCCAGUGCAGCAGCCGCGACGACAAGAACCUGAGCGGCGGGAGCAGAGAGAGGGAUCGACCUUGGGCGAUUCGUUCACGUUCGUUGAGGGCGAAGAGGAGAGGAAGCAGUCCAGAGAGCGAGCUCAACGCGAAUUUGAUGAGAGACUCGAGCGCGAACGUCAAGGUAGAGACUUCUCUGAAGAUCAGGGUAAAAGAUGGUAA
Molecule: messenger RNA, 1038 nt
Organism: Parastagonospora nodorum SN15
Lineage: Eukaryota; Fungi; Ascomycota; Dothideomycetes; Pleosporales; Phaeosphaeriaceae
Exons: 2
Coding region: 1-1038 (345 amino acids)
Source: RefSeq, a predicted model, not a curated record